AUUAUCCCCACCUCAAUGCCAUUCCCUCUUAGACCAGUUGCACAUUUUGAUUUUUUUUAUUUGUUAUCAUGUAGGGUGGCUUUAGUUGGCAUUUGCAGAUGACAUGGUGGAUUGUCUUUACAGACCUUGGUUAUUAAAAACUUGAAGCCUAAUUCAAAUUUGUAAUUAAUUCCAGGUCAGAUUCUCCUGGGCACUGCGCGAAGUAUGGAUCCUACUCUCUGAUCGAGGACAGAGUGAACAAGGUGGUGGAUGUUCAGCUUGUUCAGAGCUCAGAGGUCCCCAACAGCUCAUGGUGUGAGCUUGAAGGGCUCAAGCGCAGUGUUGGCCUGCUGAGGGAAAGGACCUGCAUUUAGCAACGCUGAUCACGGACCGUCAUCGCCAGGUUGCCAAAUGGGUGAGAGAGGAGCUGAGCCCUGAAGGGACACGGCAUUAUUUUGAUGUGUGGCACAUUGCCAAAAGUCUGGGGAAGGCAUUGGAUGCAGCUUCAAAAGAGUGUGACCAACUACAGCUGUGGAGGCCUGCUAUAGUGAAUCACCUCUAUUGGACUGCAGCCUCAACCCCAGACGGCAACCCAGCAGUCAUGGAGGCUAAAUGGAAAAGUUUAGUCAACCACAUCCAGGACAUCCAUGACCAUGACACCCCUGCUUUCUCCAGUUGUGCCCAUGGCCCUCUAGACGGGGAUCAGCGCAACAAAGAGUGGCUGGACCCAGGCUCAUUGGCAGCAGUAAAGUUGGAGAACAUAAUCACGAGGACUGCCUUACUGAAAGAUGUUCGACAGCUGUCUCCACAGCAUCAGACAUUCUCCCUUGAGGCUUACCACUCCCUCAUCUUGCACUUCGCACCCAAGCACACAUGGUUUUCAUACGUUGGGAUGUAUAGCAGGCUUCUCUUAGCGGCGCUGCAUUACAAUCACAAUGCCAACCGCGAGACAGCACGGAAAAGUGAUGGGACGGAGAAGUACUGUGUGCGGUAUCCGCGCUUCAGAAAAGGUGCCCAUGUGGUGCGUCCCAUCAAAGAGGCAGCCUCAUACGGUUAUGCAACAUCAUUGAUGAAGGCCCUUCAGGAAAGCUACACCCAUUCACCUGCAGCUCUUCGAGAGACAAGUCCAAUGAUUUAGUUGUAAGUAUUUAUUUUAGUUGUUAUUUAUCUUCUUUCCUUCUGUCCCUGUCAUCUCAUUUGGUGGUGGUUUCCUGUAUUCUGCAUGUUUUGUGUGUUGUUGCUUUGGUUUUACUUUGCACUAAAUCAUUACUUUUUUCGUCUUUGUAAGUGGCAUUAAUUGUCGCUGUACCCCAUUCAAGGGGUCCUGCAUGCUGCAUGUCUGCUCCUCUGUCUGUUAUUUGCAUGAAAUUUGUUUUAUGUAAUUCAAAAUAAUUUAUCAAUCAUUUUACCUGUGCCUUGUCAACCUCUGUGUGCGGUGUUGUCUGGGUUCACUGUGUGUCAGCUUGAUAUGCUUUUGCAUGUAUCACUGCAUAUGCAUUCAUGAAAGAGUGUGACUGUGAGUGACUGUGUGUGAGUAAGUGAGUGUGAGUGAGUGCGAGAACCAUCAGUUGACCCUCAGGUAAGACCACACUUUUGCAGGCAAAAGAAACAAUGUGCAAAGGUUUCAGGUCUAGCCCUUCAUCAGUGGGCUUUUUUUAUAUAGAUUUGUUUACUUGCAACCUGUGUCUUUGUUCAGUAAUCCUUGUCCAGUAAAUGUUUAGUAACCCUUACAAGCAAUGCCAAUAAACUGUUUUUUCUUAUUAAAAUUCAUGUGUUCUGUGUACUUUAUAACAUUUUAAGGGCAAUUGGGCGAUCACAACAGAAUAAACAAUUAUUUUUAUUCAUUGUCAUCCAAACGAGGCCAUUGAAAGCCAUGAUAGGUUUGGUCACCACUUUGGAAGUUUUGUCUGAUGGUUGAAACCACACAAGAGGGUAGAGGCUAUGGAAGCUUGUUUC
This is a messenger RNA of Xyrauchen texanus (razorback sucker), 1935 nucleotides long. RefSeq lists its product as uncharacterized. The transcript has 8 exons. Lineage: Eukaryota; Metazoa; Chordata; Actinopteri; Cypriniformes; Catostomidae. Bases 581 to 1117 code for a protein of 178 amino acids. The record is from RefSeq and is a predicted model, not a curated record.